Messenger RNA from Amyelois transitella, 812 nucleotides. RefSeq lists its product as uncharacterized. The transcript has 8 exons. The coding region runs from base 52 to 759 and encodes 235 amino acids. The record is from RefSeq and is a predicted model, not a curated record. NCBI's taxonomy places the organism in Eukaryota, Metazoa, Arthropoda, Insecta, Lepidoptera, Pyralidae.
CAGUUUAUUCACAAGUGUUUAGCUCGGUCACCUGUGUUAUUCGUAGUUGAAAUGAAAGCAUUCUGGAUAUGUUCCGCUUUACUCAGUAUGGUAGCAGCUAUUCCGUUGCAAAAUACCAAUAUCGAAGAAAUUUUAAGAAAUGAUAAUCCCAGUGCAUUAGAAUCCAUUAUUUUAAAUUUGAUUGAGGAUCUAAGAGAAACUAUCUACAAUGGUUCUGAAGACUUACCGGUGUUAGACCCGCUGUACAUUGAUGAGCUCACGUUGACUGACGAAGACGUACCUCUGCCUGGUGCACACUUACAGUUGAAAGACACCACUGUCCAGAAUUUGGGCAGCUUCGUGGUGGACGAGAUUUCUGUAUCGUCACUGCUCAUCAUCAACAGGGUACACCUUUCAGGGUACAUCCCUGUUAUCGACGUCGAUAAUGGACAUUACGAUCUUUCCGUAUCAGUAGCGGGAUAUAGCGUAUUCGGCGCUGGCAGAUCAAGACUCAAAAUCAUCAACCCAAGAAUAACAGCAGACCUUACAAUUCAAUUGGGAAUUAUAAGCGGUAUGACGCUCACUCAAUGUGAUGUCAAAUUUAAUCUGGGUGCUUUUGAGCCUGAAAUUUCUGGAUUAUUCGGACACGAAGGCGCUAGCGAAUUUGUCAACUGGUUCCUCCAGGAUUUGGUGCCAGAACUUGUGAUAUUCUAUGAGACUGAAAUAAACGAUUUCCUCAGUGACGUGGUGAGAGACAUCGUUUCGGACGCUCUGCCUUGACUGAAAAUAAAUAAUGGAAGUGGAAUUUUACAAAAUAAACUUGUUUUAAGCGA